AAUGACGCGACCGGACGCGACGGCUUUGCGUCUCGCUGUUCAGUCACGCGUCGGAUUCUGUUGCAUGCAGGCUACAGCUGUGUUCCCGCCGCUGCUACAUCGUGGCAGCUGAAUUGAAUGGCGCUAUACGCAGAGUUUCUCAAAAUGCGAGGUGGAGCGCAUCUCAUCCUUUGCCUCCUGUUGGUUACCGAGCUUCACAGCGCAUGCGCAAUUCAUUGUGAUCGUGAGCCUGGAGGUCACAUGCCACCCAAGACAAAAGCAGAUCAUCGCUUCAGAAUCAAGAUCAGCGGAAAUCCGGACAAAUAUGUGCCAGGAGAAGUCUAUACAAUCAGUCUGAAAGGUGAACGCAUCCAAAAGACUCCCCAGAAGUUCACAGGUUUUAUGCUUGUGGUGGAACCCAGCAAUGAGUAUCUUGCAUCCUGGGUAGAUGACCCUCUAAGAAGUAUAGCAGUCCCACCAAAUGACUACAGCACCCGGAAUGUUGGUGUUUUUUCCUUGUUCGGUGAUGCCUCCACCAGAUUCAGUGACCGGUGUCCCAACGCUGUCAUCCAGACAUCUUCCAUGCCCAAGUCUGACAUACAGGUUCUGUGGACAGCUCCUCCCAGGGGCAGCGGCUGUGUUGUCUUUAGGGCUACUGUUGUGGAAAAUCGUGAUUUUUGGUACAUGGAUGAUGGACCAUUAAGUCAUUUGCUUUGCGAGGAUGUUCGGGAAAAUGAUGAUAAUCAACCAGAUAUUGUGAAUCCUUGCUGUGCCUGUGAAGAAGCGAAAUAUGAGGUAACAUUUGAAGGCCUGUGGUCAAGGCACACCCAUCCCAAAGACUUCCCAAUCAAUGGGUUUCUGACCAAAUUUAGUGAUGUCAUUGGAGCUUCCCAUUCUGCUGAGUAUCAGUUCUGGGAUUAUGGUGGCUUUGCUUCAGAAGGUUUGCAUCAAGUAGCAGAAAGGGGAGCCACACGUAUGCUUGAAAGUGAGUUAAAAGAUCAGAGUGAGCAUAUCCGCACAAUAAUAAAAGCACGAGGUAUUGGACAUCCAAACGUGACUGGCAAAACAUUUGCAGUAUUCCGUGUGGACAGGAAGCACCAUCUCAUGUCAAUUGUGUCAAAGAUAGAUCCAUCGCCAGACUGGAUAGUUGGAGUGUCCCGCUUGGAGCUCUGCCUGCGAAACUGCAGCUGGGUGGACCACACAGUUCUGAAUCUCUACCCCUAUGACGCUGGCACAGACAGUGGCAUCACUUACCUUUCUCCAGAUAUGCCUACUAAGCCACGUGAACCUAUUCAGAAGAUUACAUCAAGUUAUCCCAAUGACCCCAGAUCUCCCUUCUUUGGUGUUGAGAUGAAACCUCUGGCUCGUCUGUAUCUCACUCGUCAGCGGCUCUAUGAGAAGAGUUGUUCAGAUGACAAUACAGGUGGUGCAUCUGAUGAUGACUCUGGACUGGAUGAUUAUACAGUAUCAGGAGACUGUGAAGUGACAGAGUGGGGUCCAUGGAGUGCCUGCUCUGUAACUUGUGGCAAAGGUGUAAAAUAUAAGCAGAGAUCUUACAUAGACAGCACAAAGGCCCAGAUCAAAUCUUGUAACGUAAAACUGACAGCUAGGUAUCCCUGCCAAGGUGCUCGGGAAACAUGUAGUUCCCAGGCAAAUCAUGAGCUGACAGCUGCACCUUUGGACUCCAUUUGUACAGUGACAAAAUGGAGUUCAUGGUCAAGUUGCUCAGUGACCUGUGGAAGAGGUGUGCGCACAAGAACACGUAAAUAUGAGCUGCGUGAAGCAUACAAACGCUGUUCUCCUCACCCUAAGUCUCCACGCCUUGAACAAAAUGAUGAGUGUUAUGGAGUGGGAGGUCAGAUAUGUGGAGAUUCUGAAGAAGAGAGUCAAGAAGGAAAGCCCAAUUGUCCCUUGACAGAAUGGUCUAGGUGGAGCCCCUGUAGUGUAACAUGUGGCAGAGGAAGGCGCAUGCGAACACGUUUGCGAGUGGCAUACAAUGAGGAAACAAGGGCGAUGUAUGAACAUAUGGAAGAAGGUUAUAAUGGUCCUAUCAGUACGGAGGAUUGUGCAGAUGCACAAAUUAUAGACGAAGUUGAAUGUGAUGGAGAGAUUCCUUCUUGUGAGAUUACUCCAUCUAUGGCAAGAGAAAUAUGUCAAAUGCCAAAAGAUGAGGGUCCAUGUACUGGAAAUAACAGUCGCUGGUACUUUGAUUCACAAGCAGAAGUUUGCCUGGAGUUUUUAUACUCAGGUUGCCGUGGUAACAGAAACAAUUUUCUAACUCAGAAGGAAUGUGAGAAUGUAUGCCAGAAGUAUAAAGAGGAUCUUAAGGCAAACAGAACAGCGCAUCUUCAACAUUAUGGUGUCUCCUUGUCUGGAGUAAUUUCAUAUCGCCUUCAUGGACGUGGAAGACUGGAUCAGAAUUGUGAAGAGGAUGGAGAGGAGGAUGCAUCUGCAAUAACUACCGUGUCUCCCGCUUUUCAAGCUGAAAAUUUUCUAUUCAGUCCCAACAUGAGCAGUCAUCCACAUCUUGUAAAUCAUCGAACUGAUUUAAUGGCUGUGGACUGUGAAGUCACGCGCUGGUCUUCGUGGUCUGCUUGCAGUGUUAGCUGUGGCCGAGGAUUCAAGACGAAGAUUAGGGCAAUCAGGGUUCAUGCAAGAAAUGGUGGCAAACCUUGUCCAAAAAAAUUGACACGGAAAAAGAAGUGCAAAAGGAAUUGCGAUUUGGAAAGUCAAAUUGAUGACAAUCCAACAUGGGGAGAUGCUAACCCAGUUCAGAGAGUUGACCCUGUUGACUGCAUUUUGUCAGAAUGGACAUCUUGGUCACCUUGUUCACUUACAUGUGGCAUGAAUGCUGUUCGGCAAAGAACAAGGAGUGAGCUUGUUUCAAACAGUGGUGGUGGCCUUCCAUGUGGUUCACGUCUGGAGGUCAUACCAUGCGAGCUGCUGCCUUGUAAUGGCUAAUGAUAGAGCAAUAGGUCUGUUCUACAAAAGGAGCUUCCAAGCAUCUAUAAUUUCGAUGUUAGAUAUGAGGUUCCUAUAGUGGUUCAAAUUAAGGUUAUGGUCUUCUGGACUGUAAUAUCAUGUAAUUUGGUAGACAGAUACCGAACAUGAGUAUCAUCAUGAAGUCACACCAUAUCAACAAUGAUCUUCCAGAACUGUAAUUCUUUGAUCGUUAGUACAAGUGUAUAAAAAUAAUAACUUUAUUAUUUGAAAAGCUGUUGUGCCAAAUGUGAUUAUUAACAGAUAUUAUUUAGUGUAGAUAUUUUGUAUAUAGUACAAUUUAUUAGGUAAUCAUAUUGUAUGCACUAUAAUUUUAUUUAGAUAUAUCUUUCAAAUUACCCUGUAGUUCAUUCCUUGUCCAUUAUCCUACCUGACUCCUUUUGUUAUUCUUAAUCUCAUAAAUACUUUUACUUUAAUCCUCCUGCUAAUGAAGAUGCAGAGAACUGACAAAGUCCUCCAAACUCAGAUUUCUUUCCUUGCAAAAUAUUUUAUAUGUUAUAUGACAAAAUUUGUGAACUUUAUCAAUUUUAGUAUUAAAUUUUGAGAUGUUUCCAAUCUUACUUCUUUUGAGUAUGCUGCUAGAAUUGAAAUAUUUCCAGAACAUAUAUGACUAAUGUUUUAUUUUACCACAGGAUAAAUUCAUUGAAACUUCUUUGUUAGGUGAAACUUUGAGAAAGGAAAUUCUAUUUUAUAUUGUAAUGAAUUAGCAAAGCAGUUGUAGGCAAGACCACUGCUGGGAUGCCCUUCAUUAUUCUAACCAGUGCACUGUUCCUAACACAGCAUAAAUAAUCAUUUAAUUACACAGAUGUGAAUGAAAGAUAUGAGUACUUCAUCUACCAUUGUAACUGCCAUGACAACAGUUAAAUAUUGUGUUAGCCAGGUGCUACCAAGUGAUAAUUUGCUUCCUCAUCUCAAAAAUGAUCUUGGGGAUAUGGCUGCUAUGUUAAUUAAUUACAAUAUAAAUUCAAGGUAUGCAAUUACAGAUAGGAUGACCUGAGGUAAGACACAAAUAAAUGACAGAAGUGGAGGGUUAUAUCCUACCCACAUAUGUAUUUAUUUAUUAUAAUGCAACAUAAUUGAUGAUUACAGUGACUGUGUACUGUUAAGAUGUGUCUGUGUGUUUGAAACCUCUUUGCGAUGUGCAGCUAUGUCAAUGUUUUACUGUGUCCUGUUGUGAUACAUAUGUAGGUGGCAGGUGAUGGACCAAUUCCCUGUUGAAGAAGUCCUGAAUGCUGAAGAGUUCAUUGUUUCAGAAUUAAUUCUCAGUGAGAAUAGACCAUUAGGCCUGAUGCAUUAAAAUUAAAGGGAUGAAACACAAUUAAUUUUAAACAAAUGGUUCAGGUUUACUAAAAUGUUCAUUAUGUAUGAAAUGAGGAAAUGAAAUAAUGAAGGUUAAGAUGGUAGUGACAACACAGUACAGAAAUUUGCUGUCUUCUAUGACAUUACACCAUGUAGUUUGAUGGAAGGGGAUCAGUGAUUUGGAGGAACAUUCUGUGCCCAUUUUCAGUGUAGAAAGGUCACUCCUCAAACUUGUAAGUUGGUAAAAUGAAAGGAAUUAAAGGUGACUAAAUUAUAUA
Messenger RNA from Cryptotermes secundus, 4556 nucleotides. RefSeq names its product spondin-1. Gene Ontology annotation, cellular component: extracellular matrix. Gene Ontology annotation, molecular function: serine-type endopeptidase inhibitor activity. The transcript has 18 exons. The record is from RefSeq and is a predicted model, not a curated record. The coding region runs from base 118 to 2940 and encodes 940 amino acids. Gene Ontology annotation, biological process: cell adhesion. NCBI's taxonomy places the organism in Eukaryota, Metazoa, Arthropoda, Insecta, Blattodea, Kalotermitidae.